Molecule: messenger RNA, 4238 nt
Organism: Danio aesculapii
Lineage: Eukaryota; Metazoa; Chordata; Actinopteri; Cypriniformes; Danionidae
Gene: faim2a
Product: Fas apoptotic inhibitory molecule 2a
Exons: 9
Coding region: 78-779 (233 amino acids)
Biological process (GO): negative regulation of apoptotic signaling pathway
Cellular component (GO): membrane; Golgi apparatus; endoplasmic reticulum
Source: RefSeq, a predicted model, not a curated record
ACGUCAUUGCCUGGUUGAGUUCAUUGUUUUUGCUUGGGAACCUCGACUGUCACGUUCGUCGUUACAGUAAGUAGACCAUGAGUCUGCCGGCAGCUCCACCCAGCUAUGCUGAAGCUACAGCAGGAGAUAAAGAGCAAGGAUCUGGAAGCUUCACUUACGCUUCUCAGCCGCCCCCAAUGCCACCACCAACCAUGCCCAUGCAUCCCAGCUGGGCUUAUGUGCAUCCCGGCCCUAGUCCGGGAUAUUCUAACGCUUAUGCUGCAGACAUGUCCUCGCCCUUCUCUGAUCCGAGCUCCAGCAGCAGCUUCGACGGCCUCAGCGGAAGCAACUGGGAGGACAAGAAUAUCCGCCGCAUGUUUAUCAGGAAGGUCUUCUGUAUCCUCAUGGUUCAGCUCAUGGUCACGUUUAGUGUGGUGUCGCUCUUCACGUUUUGCGAGCCAGUUCGCAAGUUUGUACAGUACAAUCGGGUUUUCUAUCUGACCUCAUACAUGACUUUCAUGGGCACAUACCUGAUGCUUGUAUGCAGCACAAAUGCAAGGCGAAGAUAUCCUACCAAUAUGAUUCUUCUAGCCAUUUUUAUACCCUGGUUGCACACUGCAUAUGCUGGAUUUGGUGCGCUGGUUUUCACUCUGUUUUUGGCAUUUGACAUGCAGCUGCUGAUCGGCAACAGGCGGUACUCGCUGAACCCAGAGGAGCACGUGUUUGGAGCCAUCUGCCUGUACAUGGAUGUGGUCUACAUAUUCCUGUUUUUCCUUCAGCUCUUCGGGAGCCGUGAGUGAGAGAGACGUUGACAUGUCCGACCUCAAGCUUUUGUCCUCUGUUACACGCAUAUACACACAAACACACACCGUUCUCAGUUACUCCAAGGUUUGUUGGGGAGUAAACAGUCUUCCUUCAUUCUGUGUGGCAGUGGAAGUUUGAUGUGUGCUGUUGUUUUCCUUCUGCUCAUGGUUCAGGCAGCUCUUUGCACACCUCGCUGCAAGAUAACCAUACAAAAAAAAUCUGAUACACACACAUAUGCUGUUCAGGGUAGACAAUCACUGCACAUUAGACCUGCACGAGUCAUCGUUAAAAGAUUGCAGUCUUCAUUUAUGUGGCGUCUUAUUCCUAAAUGAAGAAAUUCGGCUGUUUCUGUUAAACCUUUGACAAGUACGAUCACAGCAAACUUUCAGAUUGGCGUUCACAUAGACAUAGUGACAGUAGUUGAUACGUAGUGUCAACUACACAAAGAAAACUUCAGUAUUUUUGUAUUACAAAAGUUAAAUUGUAAAUACAGAUUAAAUGAAUAAGUUGUGAGGUGCAUGAAUUUGACCAAUAUAUGUGUCAACAAUAGUGGCUCAAUUCCCAGAUUUAUUCGGAUAGCUUUCACAUCUAAAGUGAAACCUACAGAAGUUUGCAUAAAGGUUUUUUUUAAAUUCCCAGGUUCUGCUGGUUGCAUUUCCCGAAUUUUCAUUUCCAAUCUUAAGCCAAUUGUAAUCGUUUGUUUUGGUUUAAUUAGGAAUUUCCCCAGCCAAUGCAGAGCCCGGGGGAUCAGAGUGAGAGCGCUCCAGCUUAGCCCCACCCUGAUCUCAGAUAAAGGUUUUAUCUGGACUCAGUUUGAGUUCAGAAAGCAGUAUUCUUAUUAUCUAAACAGGCUAAACUUAUAGACUUGUUUUUAAAAGUAGUGUUUCUCAACCACGUUCAUGAAAGGACUACCAACACUGCAUGUUUUGGAUGUUUCCUUUGACUACCACUCCAGUUAUUUACAGUUAUUUCCACAUCUGCUAAUGAGCUGAUGAACUGAAUCAGGUGUGUUCGGUUAAAAGGAAGACAUGGAAAAUGUGCAGAGCUGGUGGUCCUCCAGGAAAGUGGUUAAGAAAUAGUAUUUUAAAAAUGACUUUACAUUUCAAUUUAUCGAUUGCAUGGUUUCACCACUUGGUGGAGACAAGUAGUUUAAAAAGUAUUUCAUUCAAAGUAAGUCAUUCAGGGUGCUUUCACACUGGGUUGGAUAAGAUUAAUUGGUUCUCUUUGCAUUAAUUUCCUUCUGAUCCCAAAAUUAGUAAAAAAGAGUGGAUGAACUUGAUGAACUGCAUUACUUAGGCUACGUCCACACGGCAACAAUCAUGUUUUUGCUUAGCCAGUCUAAAAGUUUUGCUUCCAAACAUGUAUGAAAUGUCUGCUUCCACAUUGAAAUUGGACAAUUGGUUUAAAAUGAUGUAGAACGUAUGUCACACCUAUAUGUGGUGCUGUGAACAAACAGACAGAGCUGUAGGAUACACUAAAAUCAAAGAAAGAAUGCAGUGAUAUGCAUCUGAUAUGUGUUACUGUUAAUGCGUCUUUGCUGGUUGUCUGAUUCAGCAUUAGCAGGUUUUGAUGUAAUAGUGCUAAUAAAGAUAGCAGCACCUGCAGCAUAAACACAGCUCCAUAAUCCACCAUUGUUGUUGUUACAUGCAAUGUAUUCACUUCUUUUGGUUAUGUGGUACGAUGACGUCAUCAUUUCUAAAAAGUUGCAGCGUUUUCGAUUUUCCGACUUUGUAAGCCGGUAUCCAAAAGGUUUGUUUCAGGGCACUGACAAUGCCCAAACCGUAUUAAACUUUCGUGCACUGACAUAAAUCUGUAGCCGUGUGAAUGUUGCUCUAAGAACUUGGUCCUUCAUUUUACCACAGAUUUGUUUACAAACAAGGCAUAAUUUGAUGCCAGAUUUUCAGAAAGAUUGAAGCUUAAAGAAGAUUCAGUUGGAUCUGACAGUAUUGUCACACCACAUAUGUGUGAAUUACUGCUUUUAUUAUGUGGUCACUAUUGCUUUGUCUGUCAUUACAGAUCAUUUGAUGUGUAUUUAUUUAUGAAUAUUCAUACUUAUGUAUUUAUGUGUGUUUAGCCUAAAUCAGUGCAACAUCCAUCUAUGAAGUAUAUAGACUGUCAAAGACACAUGCAGAAGUUCACAUUGGUGGAGGUGUGCUUUUAAAUUUCGAAUACUAAUCUUAAAGACAUUAAAAAGUUUUUAAAAUGUCAGCUAAUCAAAGCAGCGUGUUAAUUAUUAGUAUACAAUCGGUCACGUCUAUUCAAAUGAUAUGUUCCAAUCAGGGGAGACAAAACAAUACAGAAAAUUCCCUAUUCUAAAUGUAAAAAUCUUUAAUAACUUAGUAACUGCACUUCAGAGAACAGUCCAAAAUAAAUAAGACCCCUAGAUAGAAAGCACAGGAGAAAGCAGUGACAUGAUUGGAGACUGAUGUUUUCUUGCCUCAAAUAAAAAUUUGGGUGUUUGAAAAUUUAAUUUCAAAGUGUCAACACAGAUUGUCACAAGUCUGUUUGUCACAUAUGUAAACAAAGGCUUAAAAGAAAGAGAAAAGCCAAAUUCUUUUCAACAUGAGUCUCUGCUUGCAACCCACCAGUCACACUUGUCAGGAAAGAGAGCGAGUGAAUGCAUGAAUUUGACCAAAUACACAAGUUUGGCUAAUUUAUCCGUCAACAAUAGUGGCUCAUUUCCCAGAUUUAUUACGAUUGCUUUCACAUCUGAAAUGAAAUGUUCCGGAGUUCACUUGAUUGUUUUUAUCUGGACUCAGGUACAGUUUGAGAUCCUUGAAUCAGUGUUCUUAUUAUCUAAACAAGCUAAACUCUGACGUUAAAUAAACACAGGUAUACACCAACUGUGUGUGAAAGCCCCCUGAAUCAUUCAUUCAAGCGAUUCAUUCAAAAGUCUGAUUCAUUCAGUAGUGAAAAAGUGUCUUCAUGAGUGAGUCAUUGAAUCAUUCAUUCAAGGUAUUCUUUGACAUUUCAUGAGAGUUUCUUGUAACUUUUAAUUUGUUUAGCUGUCUAUUCAGCAUCAUGGGAGUAAAAUAGACGAUAGCGAUAAUUUAAAGCUAUAUUGAACAUUUGAAUAUCGAUCCAACGAACAUUUUUUUGUGUUUUCACUUCAAGUGAUAAAAUAUCCUGGAUCAUCUGCAUAAAACGAUGAUCAGAAUUGCAGCAUAUGAUAAUCAAAUGAUUGUGUGAUUAACUGAGGAAUAUAGUGACAGUACUUGUCAAUGGUUAUGAUCCCUUUAUUUGCACGUUGUUUAUCUGGACUCAGGUACAGUUUGAGAUCCUUGAAUCAGUGUUCUUAUUAUCUAAACAAGCUAAACUCUGACGUUAAAUAAACACAGGUCUACACCAACUGUGUGUGAAAGCCCCCUGAAUCAUUCAUUCAAGCGAUUCAUUCAAAAGUCUGAUUCAUUCAGUAGUGAAAAAGUGUCUUCAUGAGUGAGUCAUUGAAUCAUUCA